AUGGCAUCCCAGCAGGAGUUGAGAAAUUUUUAUGUUGGCAAAGACGUUGGGGGUGUACCCAAGCCUGCCCUCGUUCUCGAUGCCGCGAUUAUCAGAAAGCAUUGUCAAAGGAUGAUUCGCACCGUGAAGGAGUUGGGUGUCGAUUUUAGAGCGCAUGUCAAGUCUCAUAAAACCGCCGAGAUUGCCAACAUGCAAGUUGACGAUAAGGAUCUGGAGGGAAAUUUCAUCGCGUCAACCAUCCUUGAGAUUGAGACACUAGCCCCUCUCCUCAGGAAGCUCAGAGCAGAGCAUCGUGCGGUCAAUAUCCUCUACGGCAUCCCAUUAGUACCAUCGCAGGUGACCCGGUUGGCUAAAGUGGCCCUGGAAGUGGGCGAAGGAAGCACCUCUGUGAUGAUCGAUCAUCCAGAUCAAGUAGCCUACCUUCCUCAGUUUUUUGCCAUCACGAAUUUCCCAGUAGGUAUCUUUAUCAAAGUUGACACGGGUUACCAUCGGGCGGGGCUGCCACCUACUGCAUUGAACAAGAAUGGGCUACUUGAGACGCUCGCGGACGCAGAGAAACUGGGACACGCAAAGCUUCUAGGCAUUUACUCUCAUAGCAGUCUCAGCUACAGCGGCACAACCCCGAAGGAAACGAUGGAACAUCUAAUCAAAGAAAUCGACGGCUGUAAAGAAGCAUUACAACAUCACCUACAGCUAUUCCCCCAGAGACAACUAGUUAUUAGUGUUGGGGCAACUCCCCAAGCAUUAUCGUCGCAAAAUCUGCUCCAAAACGGCUACUCAAGCCCCGAGAUGGAAGCUUUGAGGGACUUGCUAGCAAAUCCCUUUGCAAAUGAUCUGGAUGCGAAGGUGAAGAUCGAAAUUCAUGCUGGGGUAUACCCGCUGCUUGAUAUGCAGCAAUUGUCAACAAAUACCAGCAUUCAGAUGCAAGGCCCAGAAGACGAGAUUGCUAUCUCAGUGCUUGCAGAAGUCUGUAGUGUCUACAACCAUGGCGAGAGGCCUCGCCCAGAGGCGCUUCUUGCGGCUGGAACACUGGCUCUCGGAAGGGAACCGUGUCCAAGCUACCCCGGUUGGGGGGUAAUAUCUUCUUGGCGACAGCCACCUCCAGUCUCAUCUGCUCGUCUGAUUGUGGAGCGUAUCAGCCAAGAGCACUCCAUCAUUUCUUGGGACAGCGAAAAGGCCGAUUCAACCGGCGUUCCCUUAUCUGUGGGACAGGUAGUGAAAGCCUAUCCAAACCACGCUUGUGUCGCGACCUCAUUCUACAAUUUUUACUUUGUGGUAGACUCUGACCAGGAUCCAGAGGCAGCAAGAGUCGAGGAUGUUUGGGUAAGGGCGAGCGGUAGUGAUAUUACGGAGGCGCUUUUACUUUCACGAGCUCAGUAG
Aspergillus bombycis is the source of this 1380-nucleotide messenger RNA. RefSeq lists its product as uncharacterized. Lineage: Eukaryota; Fungi; Ascomycota; Eurotiomycetes; Eurotiales; Aspergillaceae. The record is from RefSeq and is a predicted model, not a curated record. Gene Ontology annotation, molecular function: D-serine ammonia-lyase activity. The coding region runs from base 1 to 1380 and encodes 459 amino acids. Gene Ontology annotation, biological process: D-serine catabolic process. The transcript has 2 exons.